AUGGCCAAGGGCCUGAUUCCACUCAUGCUGAGCAGCCCGACGUCGACAUCGGGCUUCGGCUCCAGGCCGUCCGUCUCCUCCAACAGGCGUGCCUCAUACUCACCUCCGCUAUCUCCGGCGCACAGGCGCAACGCCAGCGAUGUGACGCCCAUAUUAAAACUUUCGAGGCCACCCGUCAACAUCCCGAGCACGUCGGCCGAGUGGAAACGAUCCAUCGCCGAGAUCAAACGAUUUCACGUUACACGGCGGUUCCGCGCGUGUUCGGCACGGUGCAAUGAGAUUUUGACUAACCUCAGGAACACGUCCGUGGUCGAGCCAGCGUACCUGAUUUGCCUCAGCUUUUACGCCGCAACAUCACUCGAGAUGUGCGCCCGACCGCUCACCCCCGCCUCAUCCUACAGGAUCAGCCUCCUCCAGCAGGCCCGGGCUCACUACGAGCGCGCCGCAGCUCUCAUCCGGACGGCCGAGGAGGUCGCCUCCUCCCAAACGAGAUCCAGCUCCGCCGCGUCCUCACUGCCGAGCCUGCACUCCCCCUCAGGCUCCGUCUCCUCUCGCGCCUGGACCCCGGACUGCGGGGCCGCGACGCCAACAUCCACCAUCUCGAGGAAGUCCAGCCUGGCCCUUCACAGCAGCAACAACCACCACCAGGACCCCCGCAGCUGCGGCAAGGCGGUCCAGAAGAAGAAGCAGGUUUCGUUCGAGCUGCCACGGGACAGAACCCGGUGGUCGUUCACGCUGCCUGAGCCUGUGAUCCGCCCGGACUCGCCCACUCUGGGCUUCGAUGACGAGUACUUUGCCGCCGGCGCCAUGCGGCAGGAGCUGCCCGAGGUUCCGGUCUCCAACACUGCUCCCACCAGCAGCAGCAGCAACAAGCGCGCCUCCCGACAAGACUUGCCAGGGCGAGGAGAGCCCGCGCGGUCGCUGGCGCGCUACUGCGGGACGCUGGCCUCGCUCAAGACGCAGGUGACAAGCCACAUGGUCGCGCUCGACGAAAUCCUUGAGGCAGACCUCCGCCUGCAACAACAGCAGCAGCAAGAGGGUCACCACCAACCACCCGAGUCACCGGUCCUGCAGGACACGGCGUCGCUCAUGGCGGCCGAGCUGGACGAGCUGCGGAGCAAGGACCGGCAGGCGCGGAUCGACAGGCUCAGAAUGAGCGGGUGGAAGAGGAAAAGGUUCGACGCGAGCAGGUACGAGCAGCUAUGCGAUGUGGUCAUGGAGGAGCUGAGCCAGACCUAG
Cryphonectria parasitica EP155 is the source of this 1239-nucleotide messenger RNA. RefSeq lists its product as uncharacterized. The record is from RefSeq and is a predicted model, not a curated record. The transcript is spliced from 6 exons. NCBI's taxonomy places the organism in Eukaryota, Fungi, Ascomycota, Sordariomycetes, Diaporthales, Cryphonectriaceae. Bases 1 to 1239 code for a protein of 412 amino acids.